AAUCGCGGCUUUUGGGACUGUCAGCUGGCCGCCAGUCUUUCUAACUUCAGACAAGCUUCUUUCCGAACCCGAACAACAUACUUAUUCCCCUAUAUAUUUAGAUUAUACAUAUAUUAACCCUAGGCAUCCAGGGGCUCAUGCAACUAAUACUGCGAUUUAAUUCAAACCUUUCGCCUUAUAUAGGGUGGUUAUAGUGGCCAGAAUGAGAACUUUGGUCGAAGCGACUAUACGAUGGCAAGAAACCCUUAAGUAUAGUACCAGCCUUACAGAUCUACAGCGAGCUGUUAAAGACAAUGGCCCGAGCAGCCCCUGUAUUUCGGGAUGUAGAUCCAUCUGCUGGAAGGCCUUCCUGUUAAGCCAGAGUACCGAUCCUACAAGUUGGACCAAUACUAUGUUAGAGUCACGAGGGACAUAUGCUUCAUUGAGAGAUCACUACUUGAAAUACAUUAAGAAUCCUGAGUAUCUCACAACUGUGUCCUCUGAUCCUUUAGCAGAUGAUGCCAAUUCUCCUUGGAAUACCUUUCGCCAUGAUGAAGCUUUAAGGGCCGAAAUCCUUCAGGAUGUUCAACGGCUACCAGAUGAGCCAUUCUACCAUCAAACUCAUAUACAGACGCUCAUUCUAGAUGUUCUUUUCAUAUAUUGCAAGCUCAACCCUGUCAUAGGCGGAUACCGUCAGGGUAUGCAUGAGCUUUUGGCGCCUAUUGUCUAUGUCGUAGAGCAGGAUGCUAUCGACUCAGCUAAUGUCGCCUCCGACCCCUCGGCAGACCCCAGAAUGUUAGAAAAUUUAGACUCCUCGUUCGUUGAACACGAUUCCUUCGCUAUUUUCUCUAGGGUUAUGGACCAAGCAAGACCUUUCUACGAAGUAGGCGAGUCUUCAGCAAAUCUCUCUCACACAACGUCGGAUCAGCGUUCUCCAACGUCCUCUAUCGUCGAAAAAAGCCAGUAUAUACAUGAAGUUUGUCUAUAUAAAGCGGAUCCGGAACUCUCAACUCAUCUCAAAAAUAUUGAAAUUCUACCCCAAGUAUUCUUAAUCCGAUGGAUCCGUCUCCUAUUUAGUCGCGAAUUUCCGUUUGAUCAGACACUUGUACUUUGGGAUACUCUCUUUUCGGUAGAUCCUUCGUUUCAAUUGAUAGACCUGGUUUGUACAGCGAUGCUAAUUAGAAUUCGGUGGGAUCUCCUUAAUGCUGAUUACACGGUGGCGUUGCAACUGUUGCUCAGGUAUCCGCCUCCGCAACCGAGUCACGGUCCCCAUACGUUUGUCGAUGAUGCGGUCUAUUUAAAAGAUCAUUUAGAUCCGGUUGGGGGCUCUACACUAAUAGUAAAGUAUACUGGAAAGCCCCCUUCGCCGUCGGGAACAGCUUCGGGCGCGUCUACCCCGAAGAGCUCAACCUCCAAUAUAAGGCGAAGAUUGGCUGGUGCCAGAUCGCCUCUCUCCCCCUCUCGCUUCAAGCCACCCCAGGCUAGCAUGGAAGCUCUAUUUCAAGGCGCGGCUAAGAACGUCCUUGAAAGGGGAGAGAAGCUCGGCAUUAACCAAGCAGUGCGCGAUGCUAUGGUGGAAAUACGUCGUAAUGUCCAAGAAGCUAAGAGCUCUAUGAAGGCCAGUCGUGAUCAUUUUGCCGAACCGGGGUCCAGCAACACAGCAGUACGAGCCGUAGCGAUGUUCGAUCGGAGGAAUAGGCGGCUAGCGGCCUUGUUGGAGGAACCGAUCUCGUCUUUAAAGAAUCUCUCGAGCUCUGAUCUAGAAGACAAACAGAAAGUCCAAGAUGCUCUUGAAAUCGCCGCCGCAAGGAUACAGUUUAUCAAGAUCUAUCUGGAGGAUUCCACCAUAGCUCUUCCAGAUGAAGAAGAGCCCGUAUCGUCAAUAUCUCCAGGGACACCGUCCAGCAGCGAUCUUAAUACCGACCCGGGGCCGCCGCUAAGCGACGCUGUUGCCGCGAUGGCUCUCAAUCCACCCGUGUCCGCAACUGAGGUCCAAAAUAUUGAGGGCGCAAACUCCCCAUCGGCCGAUCCACCUAUAGCAGACCCGGAUAAAAUGGACACCGACGAUCCCCUAGACUCCGGAACAUCGUCGACACUAGUAGAUAAAACGACAGAGCGUCCACAAGCACCUGUGCCAACACGAUCAAGCCUCGCGCAAUCUUCCUUCUCCUGGAUGCUGGAGUCCGAUAGCUCGUCCUCAUCACAGAAACCGCCCAUCUUCCCGUCGAAAUCAACCGGCUCGCAUCGCAAGAGGCCGUCCGCGAAUGCGAGCCACGAGCGCACGGCGUUCCUAUUCGGGGAAGUAUCCGCUGACGAGAGCGGGCAGGCCGUACUGCCUGAAAAUAUAUUCGACCUGGAGGAGAUGCGGAAGUCGAAGACGUGAACUAAUCUGGGCUUGGAGUUGUUUCAGCCAGAUAAAUAUACCAUAUCUAGAUGUAUUAAGAUUGAUGUUGCUAUAUGAUAUGAAUAUAUGAAUAGGCGUGUUUUGCUAUACAAUUCAUGUUGUAUGUGAUAUUACGUCACCAGGGGAUCUGGUGCAGUCUUUCAACAUAUACUU
Molecule: messenger RNA, 2536 nt
Organism: Annulohypoxylon maeteangense
Lineage: Eukaryota; Fungi; Ascomycota; Sordariomycetes; Xylariales; Hypoxylaceae
Product: RabGAP/TBC
Exons: 6
Coding region: 203-2362 (719 amino acids)
Biological process (GO): activation of GTPase activity
Molecular function (GO): GTPase activator activity
Source: RefSeq, a predicted model, not a curated record